AUGGCGUCAAGAGCCGGCGUCUUGCCGCUGCUGAGGCGGGAGAUGCGAUGCUCAUCAUCCCGUCUCGCGCGAGUAAAUACGACCUUCACAGGUCCUGGUCGCGCUCCUUCCACAUAUACCGCGACAGCGCGUCCCCGCACUGCUCGCCGCUCGCCAUCAUUGGUCCCAUCUACACAGAUUCGCGCGUUUUCGCAGUCAGUAAUCCGCCGACAAACUGAGGAUGAUGGCCAGUUUGACCCCCGUUCAAUCGAACGGGAGUCCGAUGAGGUGGAUGUUUGUAUCGUUGGCGGCGGUCCUGCUGGUCUGGCUGCUGCUAUUCGGUUGAAGCAGCUUGCAAACGAUGCUGGUAAUGAGGAAUUUCGAGUGAUACUGUUGGAAAAGGCGGGUGAAUUGGGCGCUCAUAUCGUUUCCGGCAACGUCCUUGAACCCACUGCCAUGAAUGAGCUCUUUCCCGACUGGCUUGCGGAGGAUAACCCUUCUCGCUUCGAAGGUGCGACUCCGGCCAAAGGCGACAAAAUGCGCUACCUGACCGAGAAAUCGUCUUACCCUCUGCCUACGCCGCCCCAAAUGCACAACCAUGGCAACUACAUCAUUAGCUUGAACGAACUGACCAAGUGGCUUGGCGAGCGCGCCGAGGAGCUUGGCGUCGAGGUUUACCCCGGAUUCGCCGCCAGCGAGGUGGUCUACAAUAGCGAUGGCUCAGUCAAGGGAGUUGCGACCAACGAUCUCGGUCUGGGCCGCGACGGCCGUCCCAAGGACAACUUUGAACGUGGUAUGGAGUUUCACGCCCGAGUCACCCUCCUCGGCGAAGGCUGUCACGGCAGCCUGACCAAGCAGGUGGUGAAGAAGUUUGACCUGCGACGGGAUAGCCAGCCGCAAACAUAUGGCCUGGGAAUCAAGGAAAUCUGGGAGAUUCAGCCGGAGAAGUUCAAGUCGGGUGAAAUCACUCACUCGAUGGGCUACCCGCUGCCCAAGGAUACGUACGGAGGAGCCUGGAUGUACCACUUUGGUGACAACAUGGUCAGCAUUGGACUAGUGGUUGGCUUGGACUAUCCCAACCCAUGGCUGUCGCCUUACGGGGAGUUCCAGAAGAUGAAGCAACAUCCCAUGUUUCGGGAAGUGCUGGAGGGCGGCAAGUGCAUCUCUUACGACACGGCAGGUUUCUUGAACGUGCCCAAGAUCAAGGGUACUCACACCGCGAUGAGGUCAGGCAUGUUGGCCGCCGAAGCUACCUACUCUGCUCUUCAAAGUAAGGACGAGGGAACGGUGUUCCUCUUUGAUUAUGAAAAGGCUCUCCGUGAGUCCUCCAUUUGGAAGGAAUUGUACGAGGUGCGCAACAUCCGGCCCUCGUUCAACAGCUGGCUCGGUUUCUGGGGUGGUCUGCUUUACUCUGGGCUGGAGGCGAUGAUCUUCCGCGGUCGUGUGCCCUGGACGCUCAAGCAUCACGGCACCGAUGCCGCUGCCACCAAGCCAGCCUCGGAGUGCAACAAGAUCGAGUAUCCCAAGCCCGAUGGCAAGAUCACAUUCGACAUUCUGACCAGCGUGAGCCGCACUGGUACCAACCACGAAGAGGACCAACCUGUUCAUCUCCAGGUUAAGGAUUGGGAGGCCCACAAGGAUCUCGCCUGGCCGGUAUACAAGGGUGUGGAAAAUCGCUUCUGCCCAGCUGGUGUGUAUGAGUACGUUGAAGAUCCCAGCAAGCAGCAUGGUGUCAGAUUCCAGAUCAACGCGCAAAAUUGUAUUCAUUGCAAGACCUGCGAUAUCAAGGUACCAACGCAGGAUAUCAACUGGCAAACUCCGCAGGGCGGCGAGGGUCCCAAGUACGUCAUGACGUAA
This is a messenger RNA of Penicillium diatomitis, 1836 nucleotides long. RefSeq names its product electron-transferring-flavoprotein dehydrogenase. Gene Ontology annotation, cellular component: mitochondrial inner membrane. The transcript has 4 exons. Lineage: Eukaryota; Fungi; Ascomycota; Eurotiomycetes; Eurotiales; Aspergillaceae. The record is from RefSeq and is a predicted model, not a curated record. Gene Ontology annotation, molecular function: iron-sulfur cluster binding; electron-transferring-flavoprotein dehydrogenase activity. Gene Ontology annotation, biological process: electron transport chain. The coding region runs from base 1 to 1836 and encodes 611 amino acids.